AUGCCGGAGCCAUUGCACCUACCCAACGGCGUCAAUGGCACGCCGGGAGGGUCCCGCCACGUCAAUGGCGGGAACGGUCUUGCCGUGAGGCAAAGGUCGCAGAGGAAACAGUCGAGCCCGAUGCUGCCGGCAUUUAUAGUGUCGGCGCCAGGGAAAGUCAUCAUGUUUGGCGAGCAUGCAGUUGUGCAUGGCAAAGCGGCGAUAGCUGCAGCCAUUUCGCUGAGGUCAUACCUCCAUGUCACGACACUGUCCAAGUCGAAGAGAAUUGUCACGCUUCGAUUUCCCGAUAUCGACUUCCUGCAUACAUGGAACAUUGACGACCUGCCGUGGUCCAUCUUCCAAAGGCCUGACAAGAAAAAGUACUACUAUGACCUCGUCACGACUCUCGACCCCGACCUCCUAGCUGCUGUCCAGCCCCAUCUCGCCGACGUCUCGCUACAUAAGCCCGAAGAUAUACGUAAGAUUCACCGAAACUCGGCGUUGUCGUUUCUCUACAUUUUCCUGUCUCUCGGCUCGCCCUCGUUCCAUGGUUGCAUGUAUACUUUGCGCUCUACGAUUCCCAUCGGUGCCGGACUCGGAAGCAGCGCCUCCAUCGCCGUUUGCCUGUCAGCGGCGCUACUCCUGCAACUGAGGGCGCUCUCAGGACCUCACCCGGACCAGCCGCCGGACGAGGCGAGGCUGCAAGUAGAGCGGAUUAACCGAUGGGCUUUUGUCGCAGAGAUGGCCACCCAUGGCAACCCGUCGGGUGUGGACAACACCGUCUCCACACAGGGCAAGGCCGUGGUGUUCCAAAGGACAGACUACGGCAAGCCCCCUACAGUGAGUCCCCUCUGGGACUUCCCCGAACUGCCACUUCUCCUCGUCAACACGAGGCAGGCCAAGUCUACGGCGCACGAGGUGGCAAAGGUGGGCAAGUUGCGCGACACGCACCCCAAGCUCGUUGGCAACAUCCUCGACGCCAUCGACAAGGCGACGCGGACGGCGUCGGACCUCCUUGAGGACCCCGAGUUUGACAGUGAGGAGGUGGAAUCUCUUCGCAAAGUGGGUGAGCUCAUGACGAUAAAUCAUGGGCUGCUCGUUGCCUUGGGCGUCUCCCAUCCUAGGCUAGAGCGCGUCCGCGAGCUUGUCGAUCAUGACGGCAUCGGCUGGACGAAGCUUACAGGCGCUGGAGGUGGUGGGUGCUCCAUUACGCUGCUACGGCCGGAUGUGUCGGCGGAGAAGCUUAGGAAGCUUGAAGAGAAGCUUGACCAGGAGAAUUACGAGAAGUUUGAGACUACGCUGGGCGGUGAUGGUGUUGGAGUCCUAUGGCCUGCGGUUCUUAAGAAUGGGCUUGAGGAUGACGACGAGGGCGGGAUGGAGAUUGAUGUGGAGAAAUUCCUCAAUGCGGAUGGCAUCGCGGGUGUCGAAAGGUUGGUGGGUGUUGAGGGUGCCGGACGAGGCGAAGGGUGGAGAUUCUGGAGCGUCGAGGGUCGUUGA
Scedosporium apiospermum is the source of this 1476-nucleotide messenger RNA. RefSeq lists its product as uncharacterized. Gene Ontology annotation, cellular component: cytoplasm. The transcript is spliced from 2 exons. The record is from RefSeq and is a predicted model, not a curated record. Bases 1 to 1476 code for a protein of 491 amino acids. NCBI's taxonomy places the organism in Eukaryota, Fungi, Ascomycota, Sordariomycetes, Microascales, Microascaceae. Gene Ontology annotation, molecular function: mevalonate kinase activity; ATP binding. Gene Ontology annotation, biological process: ergosterol biosynthetic process; isoprenoid biosynthetic process.